AUGGCAAGACAAUAUCUCAACCUCCCCGCUGCACCGCCAGACCCAGCAUUCGACCUGAUGGCCAAGUACGACGCCGACCCGCACCCGAACAAAGUCUCUCUGAUCGCCGGAGCGUACCGCGAUGAGAACGGGUGGCCGUGGGUGCUCCCCAGCGUGAAGCAGGUAAGACACGCUAACUCCAGACAUCAGUCUACAAUCUACAGCCCCACCAAUACUAACCCCAUACCCUUCCCCAGGCCAAGUCCCGUCUCUCCCACACCGCGAACCACGAAUACCUCCCCAUCGCAGGCUCACCUCCCCUUCUCGAGCACGCGCGAACCCAACGACGUGAUCGUGCUGCAGGCCUGCGUCUACAACCCGACAGGCGUGGCCCUCACGCACACGCGGUGGGCGGAAGUGCUGGAGCUGGUCCGGCGCAAGCGGCUGUUUGUCGUCCUCGACAGCGCGUACCAGGGCUUCGCGACGGGGGAUGUCGAUGGCGAUGCGUGGGCGGUGCGCUACUUCGUGGAGGAGCUGCUCUUGUCUACGGAGGGCCAGCAUCUCGGUCUCUGUGUGGCGCAGUCGUUCUCGAAGGACUUUGGGCUAUAUGGGGAGCGGGUCGGCGCGUUGCAUUUGGCUGUUCCGUGGGGGUUCGGACUGGAAAGCCCGCGGUCGCAGUUGGUUGGCUUGGCGCGCGCCGAGUAUUCGAAUCCGCCGCGGUUUAGGGCGAUGAAUGCUGAGACGGUGUUUGGAGAUCGGGAGCUGCGGGCGCAGUGGGAGAGGGACUCACGUACGGUGAGUGACAGUUUUGGCAAGGUAAGACGUGCGUUGAGGGAGAGGUUGGUGCACAAUGGGACUCCCGGGGAUUGGUCGCAUACUGAGCGGCAGAUUGGGAUGUUUAGUUAUACUGGGCUGGACAGCGAGCAGGUGGCAUGGUUGCAGGAGGAGUAUCAUAGUUAUCUCUUGCCGUCGGGUCGCGUUAGUCUCUGUGGGUUGAAUGAGGCGAAUGCUGGGUAAGUGGCGGAUGCCGUCAGGGAUGUCGUUAUGGAGACGUCCCAUGAGCGUUGAGACUAGGUUCUGGAUCACAGUUGAAUUGAGUAUUCAGACUACAGG
Molecule: messenger RNA, 1092 nt
Organism: Aspergillus homomorphus CBS 101889
Lineage: Eukaryota; Fungi; Ascomycota; Eurotiomycetes; Eurotiales; Aspergillaceae
Product: PLP-dependent transferase
Exons: 1
Coding region: 1-996 (331 amino acids)
Biological process (GO): amino acid metabolic process; biosynthetic process
Molecular function (GO): transaminase activity; pyridoxal phosphate binding
Source: RefSeq, a predicted model, not a curated record